UUCGCGUUCGCGAUGCGUCUAAUGUGUGUUUCUGCACAUGGCCGUGCUGCACGACUGGUUGAUACAUCGUUCUACACUCAUCCUCACUUUUCUACCGAUAUAUUGUAUCACACAAGUCGACCACCAUGACCACGUCAUCAGAAGAUGUCUUAACUCAAGUGGGACAGGUCCGAUUCAAAAAAGGAGAUGGCACUUUGUAUGUGAUGAACGAGCGAAUAGCUUUUAUGCUAGACAAAAGCGAUACUGUAUCCGUCAGUCACAAAUAUGCUGACAUUAAAAUGCAAAAAAUUUCCCCGGAAGGAAAAUUAAAAAUUCAGCUGCAACUAGUUCUACAUGAUGGGUCGUCCACCACCUUUCAUUUCGUAAACAGAAGUGGUCAGGAAGCACAAAUCAAAGAUCGCGACACCGUGAAGGAAUUGUUGCAACAACUGUUACCCAAGUUCAAGAAGAAGGUUAACAAGGAACUAGAGGAAAAGAAUAGAUUACUUCAAGAAAAUCCAACUUUACUGCAAUUAUAUCGUGACUUAGUAAUUACGCAGGUGGUUUCAUCUGAAGAGUUUUGGACACACCACGCUACAGAAUAUACACAAGCAAAGAAGAUUCAACAACAAGAAAUAGGUGUAAACAGUGCCUUUCUUGCUGAUAUCAAACCUCAGACUGAUGGCUGCAAUGGACUGAAGUAUAAUUUAACUUUGGAUAUAAUAGAGUGUAUAUUUAAAACGUACCCAGCAGUUAAAAGAAAGCAUCAAGAAAACGUGCCUCAUAAAAUGCCCGAGUCAGAAUUUUGGACGAAAUUCUUUCAGUCGCAUUACUUCCACAGAGAUCGUAUUAAUGCAGGGACCAAGGAUCUAUUUACCGAGUGUGCCAAAAUAGACGACCAGGAGAUGAAGAAGGACCUUCAGAUGGGAAUCAACGAUCCUUUAUUGGACAUUGCCUCUUUUGAAGAUACCGGUUUGGACGAACAUUAUGGCAGCGAUGUGGGGAAAGCGGACAAAGCUUCCGGAAAUAUCGUACAUCAGAGCAUGAUAAAGAGAUUCAAUCAACACAGCAUUAUGGUCAUGAAAGCCAGCUCUGGCAGACCGUCGACCGCUGAUAAUGAACCACAGGUGAAUGGUUCCGCCUCUUCAGCAAGCAAGCAUCCCGCUAUGGGUCAACAUUCGAAUGAACCAAAGUCUAAAAAGCUUAGGAUACAAGAAAAGUUAGUUUACGAUGAUCUCGAUUCUAACUGCGAUGUGCAUGUAGCUACCGCAGUGCCUCUUAAAUUGACACACAUUGAUAGAUAUUUGCACGGACCAGUACCAGAAACUGGAGACUCUGGGCUCAGUCAAGAAGAUAUACCAAUAUUGUUAAAUCAAUUAAAGAUAGAGGUCGCAAAGUGGGGAAAUGGAAACAGUUUACCAAGACCAGAUUCGAAGGUUAUUCUCAGUUCGGCAGCUGCUGUCGUGGCUUUUGGAGAACUUACACCAGGCGGAGCGUUGAUGAAGGGUUUUAGAGAAGACAGUCUUGGACAAUUAAUACCAAAGGACUUGGAGAAGGAACUGCGCAACGUCUACGUAUGCCUCUGUGAACUCCUCAAGCACUUUUGGAGAAGUUUUCCACCAACCACACCACAACUAGAGGAAAAAGCGGUUCGCAUGCACGAAGCUUUGCAGAGGUUUCACUCAGCAAAACUCAAGCCAUUCGAGGAUCGAAUGCAGAGAGAGUUUUCAGCAGUUAGUCAACAUUUAACAAGUCACCUGAACCAAGUUUUAAGUGCAGCUUACAGAAAAUUCGAUCUCUGGCAACGACGCAAGAUGCAUAUGAGGUAGCCGUUAAUCCACAUGUUCUAACUAAAGUAAAUUCAAGGAUUAAAAUGAAAACAGAGUACGAAUUCAUGUACGUAUUUUAUAUAUUUGGAAAUGUUACCCUUAUUAUUUAAUGCGGAAGCAGGCGUUUAUCAUCAAAACCAAAGUGAGAUAGGUGAUGCACAUCAUAAGAAAAUAUUCUUUCUUCGUACAUUAACCGUCUAUUUAUUAUUCAAUAUGACGCUUCUUUCUCCCCUUUUUUAUUUUCAUUGUACACUGUGCACAAGCGAAACUCGAAUUUUUUCUUUGUUAGUGAUUUGCAGAAUUAGUUUUUCAAGUUUUGCGCACUAUCGAUGAGUGCCCAAGAUCCGACGUAGAUCGUCGAAAAAUUUUCAGGUUACAGUGAAUUAUUUAAAAAGUUUCUAUAUAAAAAAUUACUAUGUUUAAAAGAAGCUUGUAAGUUUCAAAGAACUGAAAGAGUUAAACUGUUUUUGUAAGACUGUAAAUGAAAAUAGAUGUGAAAAAUAGAUUUGUGGACUUAACAUAAUACAGAAGAUUAAUUUGUAUUAUAUUUGAAUUUUGUAAUAUUGGAUAUCCAUUUUUAAAGCUAAUUUUCGUUUUAAUAUUCAUUCGACUGCCAAAAAUUAUGUCUUCAAUACAUUAGUGAAUUCAAAACGUAUUUUACUGCGAUAUAUUGGAAUACGUGUCUUAAUAGGCUUGUCAAUAUUUUCCUACUCAAAUAAGACUCGGAUUUUUUAUCCAUCUGAGUACAUACAGUAAUUUAUAUGUUAUGUCCUCGUCUGUACUAGAAAUUAUCAAUAAUGUCACCGUAUACAUACUUGUGACUUGUGAAGAAUCAAAUAGAAAAACUACAAUGAUUUAUUUAAUUUUAAUAAUUAGUGAAAUAUUCGUAAUUACAAUUAUUGAUAGAAUGUUGUUGUUAGGAAUGAUUAUUUAUCCAGAUUAUUGCUAUUAUUAUUUUCAAAAUGGUUAGAAAUAUAUUCUUACACGAUUAUUUCAAUAAAUGUUAUUAUUGUGAAUAUAGUGAAAUCAUGUUUUAGACUUUGAAUCCAGCCCCUUGGUAAAACUUGUGAAAUAUAAAUCGUUUGUAGUUACAAAACUUUUAAUUAAAAACCUUUCAAAUUGAUUAAAUUCAAAUUAGAAAUCUUCGAAAAGCAUUCAGAAUAAAUAAGGAAUAUCAACAGGAGUUUAUACUUUUAAAAUAAUUAUACUUUAUAAUUGUUAUUUAUUUAAUUAUCAUUAUAUUAUAAUUGCAAUUAUAAUUAUAUGAUGUUAUUAACUUGAAAUGUCUCUCGAAAUUGUAAGAAACUUAAUUAAAAAGAGACCUCUCAAAACAUAUUUUAAAAUUAAUAAAUAAUUCUUUCGUUUACAUGAAAUUUACAAAAAGUUGUGUUUUUAAAGAAAAUGUGUUUUCCGAGCCCUGCGAGCCGCGCGAACUUUUUUCGUCUCGCGAGUUUUUUUUGUUCAUUGCUCAGUCCACAAAUAAAAAGCUCUCGCGCUAGUCGGGUCGAGAUUUUGCACACCCCUAAAUUAAGUGGCAGUAUAAAUUUAAAACUAAACUGUGUAGUUAACAAAAUCUGCUCGCUACGCGGGCACAUUUUUAUAUUUUUAAUCUCGCGGCAUUUAAUUAAUUAUUAUAUAUAACUAAAAUUACUCUAAAAUCACAACAAAUUGA
Messenger RNA from Belonocnema kinseyi, 3480 nucleotides. It is a transcript of the gene Tfb1, whose product is annotated as general transcription factor IIH subunit 1. The record is from RefSeq and is a predicted model, not a curated record. NCBI's taxonomy places the organism in Eukaryota, Metazoa, Arthropoda, Insecta, Hymenoptera, Cynipidae. The transcript has 8 exons. Bases 126 to 1808 code for a protein of 560 amino acids. Gene Ontology annotation, biological process: transcription by RNA polymerase I; transcription by RNA polymerase II; nucleotide-excision repair. Gene Ontology annotation, cellular component: transcription factor TFIIH holo complex; transcription factor TFIIH core complex.